This is a messenger RNA of Lacerta agilis (Sand lizard), 1057 nucleotides long. RefSeq names its product ring finger protein 225 (gene RNF225). NCBI's taxonomy places the organism in Eukaryota, Metazoa, Chordata, Lepidosauria, Squamata, Lacertidae. Gene Ontology annotation, molecular function: ubiquitin protein ligase activity. Gene Ontology annotation, biological process: protein ubiquitination. The record is from RefSeq and is a predicted model, not a curated record. The coding region runs from base 64 to 828 and encodes 254 amino acids. The transcript has a single exon.
UUCUCUCCUUUCUAGAAAUGUCAACACGGGCCCAGCCCAAGUCUCUGGGGCGGCUGAGCGGAGAUGCUGCCUGCUGACAUGGAACAGGAGGCCUCGGCCUCUGGGCGCAGCGUGGGGGUCAAUGAGGCCAUGGACCAGCCUGAAGUCAGCUUCCAGCCCGAGGCCUCGGCCCAGCAGCCGGCCUGCAAGGAGGAGGCGCCCAGCGCCGAGUCCGGCACCCUCGACUGCGUUAUCUGCUUCACCCCUUACGACCGGCUCUUCCGGCUGCCCAAGGAGCUGAGCUGCGGCCACGUCUUCUGCCUUGAGUGCCUGGCUCGCAUCAAUGUCUCUUCCGAGGAUGUCAACGCCAUCACCUGCCCCGUCUGCCGGGCCCCCACGGCCUUCCCCUCCCGCAAGGGGUUGCCGGGCCUCCCCACCCGCAGCGACCUCCUGGAGCAACUCUCUUCCAUGCCCGCCGUCCCCCCGGGCUCCGUGCGCUUUGACCGUCGCCGGGGGCUGCUCUACCUGCCAGGCAGGGGCCGAGGCGGCGCCCCGGCCGGGCCCAAGCCCGGCACUUCCCUCAACACUGUCAGCCUGAGUGUCGACGUUGGCAGGCCUGCGCCGCCAGGAGCCAGCCGCAACCUGGGCCUCUCAGGCUGGCCGUUCUACGUGGCCCUGGCGGUUGCCCUCCUGGUUACCAUCGGCUUAAUUACCUGUGGCAUUUACAUAUUUUUGAUGCCGUCCAUGUACACUGUUUCCAUGGGAGGCCCGCACCAUAGCAACCAGAGUCAUGGGCCAGGGAGCAACUGGACCUCCAGCGCAGCACCUGGCUCUGUACCCUACGGCUAAAGAGGGGCGAAGGAGAAAGGGUCCCGCUUGCCCUCUUCCUGUCUUCCAUUUUGCCAUUUGUAGCGGCUGCACCACUUGUAGCCUCCGAUUGCACAGAGGCCGCUUGCCUCACUCAGAAGCAGGAUACUGGGGGAAUUGCCACGUGUCCAAAGACUGGCUGAAGCCGUGGAGGCACUUGCACUUUACCAGUUGAAUUGCUGCUUGAAUGACCGGGAGAAUUCCCACCGCA